Molecule: messenger RNA, 1629 nt
Organism: Brenthis ino (lesser marbled fritillary)
Lineage: Eukaryota; Metazoa; Arthropoda; Insecta; Lepidoptera; Nymphalidae
Source: the annotation of a GenBank genome assembly
AUGAAAGGAAUUUGUGUUAUCUUUUUAUUUAUUUUCGGUGUUUGUUUUGCUAAUCCCGAUGCGAAAAGGCUAUAUGAUGAUCUUUUAAGCAAUUACAAUAGACUUAUACGGCCUGUUGACAAAAACAACAAUACUGUGCUUGUGAAAUUAGGACUGCGACUCUCUCAACUCAUUGACCUGAACCUGAAAGAUCAAAUCCUAACAACCAACGUUUGGCUUGAACAUGAAUGGGAGGAUCACAAAUUUAAAUGGGACCCUCUAGAAUACGGCGGUGUGAAGGAACUUUAUGUGCCUUCCGAGCACAUUUGGCUUCCGGAUAUCGUUCUAUAUAACAAUGCCGACGGAGAAUACGUUGUGACGACUAUGACGAAAGCAGUUCUGCAUCACACUGGCAAAGUUCUUUGGACUCCACCAGCUAUUUUCAAAUCAUCCUGCGAAAUCGACGUUAGAUAUUUCCCGUUCGAUCAACAAACGUGCUUUUUGAAGUUUGGUUCGUGGAGCUAUGAUGGCGAUCAGAUUGAUUUGAAGCAUAUAAACCAGAAAAAGGGGGAUAUGGUGGAAGUCGGUAUAGACCUCCGGGAAUACUACCCCUCUGUAGAAUGGGACAUAUUAGGGGUGCCCGCUGAAAGGCACGAGAGAUACUACCCUUGCUGCCAAGAGCCCUAUCCUGAUAUCUUCUUCAAUAUAACAUUGCGGAGGAAAACUCUCUUUUACACAGUUAACUUAAUCGUGCCGUGUGUGGGAAUAUCAUACUUGUCUGUCCUGGUAUUCUAUUUGCCAGCCGAUUCUGGAGAGAAAAUUGCUUUAAGUAUCUCGAUAUUGCUCUCUCAAACCAUGUUUUUUCUUCUCAUCUCAGAAAUUAUUCCAUCCACCUCUCUCGCUCUUCCGCUGCUUGGAAAAUAUCUUUUAUUCACGAUGUUAUUAGUGGGAUUGUCGGUGGUAAUAACUAUUGUAAUAUUAAACGUGCACUAUCGUAAACCGAGCACUCAUAAGAUGGCACCUUGGGUUAGGAAGUUCUUUAUAACAAAGCUGCCUAAGUUGCUUUUGAUGAGAGUUCCAAAGGACUUAUUAAGAGAUUUGGCGGCGCAAAAGAUAGCUGGGAGAAGUAUGAAGAAAAAUAAGUUUAAGGACGCUUUAGCGGCUGCAGAACAGACCAACUCGAAUGCUUCUAGUCCUGAUUCUCUACGCCAUCACUUACCAGGAGGUUGUAAUGGAUUACACUCCACUACAGCAACUAAUCGGUUUAGUGGACUUGUUGGCGCAUUAGGAAGCUUGGGGGCUGGCUACAAUGGACUCCCCUCAGUCAUGUCCGGUCUGGAUGAUUCUCUUAGCGAUAUUACUCCACGAAAGAAAUACCCCUUCGAACUGGAGAAAGCCAUACACAACGUUAUGUUCAUACAGCAUCACAUGCAAAGGCAAGAUGAGUUUAAUGCGGAAGAUCAAGACUGGGGUUUUGUCGCCAUGGUCCUAGAUAGACUUUUCCUAUGGAUAUUUACCAUCGCAUCAAUUGUGGGAACUUUCGCCAUACUCUGUGAAGCUCCUUCCUUGUAUGACGAUACGAAGCCCAUAGAUAUGGUAUUGUCGUCUGUAGCACAGCAACAAUUCUUACCUGUUGAUAGUGGUGAUUCA